CUAUGGCUGAAGAUGUCUCUGGACUCUGAUAAGGUGUGUGGGCUGCUGUCCCGGGACUCCAGGACCUCCUGUGUCUUCCAGGCUGCAGACGAGAAGGAUGAUAUACCAGGGGUGGGGGAGGACAGGUAUGCUCCAAAACCCUGUACCUCCUCUCUCUCUCUCUCUCUCUCUCUACUGGAAGAUAGUCCAGAAACAGAGGGGUUUAUCAGCCAGUAAAUAUGGUAGAUAAUAUCCAGCUGACAUGACUGAAAUCUAAAAAAUCCCCCUUAAACUCUCUCUCUCUCUCUCUCUCUCUCUCUCUCUCUCUCUCUCUCUCUCUCUCUCUCUCUCUCUCUCUCUCUCUCUCUCUUUUUAUUUUCCCCUUCUCCUUCUAACUGUCUUUUCUCUCUCAGAUCACUCCAUUUAGUCCUACCUUUGCUUUCACACCAAAUUCUCGUAAUAUCUUUUCAGUUUGGGUGAAAUGUAUUUGUGCCUUUCUCCUAUCUCCCUGUUCAGUGUUCUGGAGAUGCUGAGCUAUUCUAAGUUCUCUGACCUGGAGACAUGGCUGUGCAUGCCCUCCACGCUGCUCCCCAGGGCCCUAGAGUCCACCCGCUCUACCUCCUCCUCAGGCUCCACCUCUACAGCACACCGCUCCACAUGCAGCGAGACUGGCGAGACAGACACACCACACAGGUACAUCAGACCUAGGUACAAAUGUCAAAUACUUUGA
Messenger RNA from Coregonus sp. 'balchen', 709 nucleotides. The record is from the annotation of a GenBank genome assembly. Lineage: Eukaryota; Metazoa; Chordata; Actinopteri; Salmoniformes; Salmonidae.